This is a messenger RNA of Diatraea saccharalis (sugarcane borer), 3122 nucleotides long. The record is from the annotation of a GenBank genome assembly. NCBI's taxonomy places the organism in Eukaryota, Metazoa, Arthropoda, Insecta, Lepidoptera, Crambidae.
GAUGCGGAGCUUACUGCUCCCACAGUGGAGAAUGUUCGUGUGGUGGUUCGCGUUCGUCCAAUGGACCAGCGGGAGAAGCUUGAGGGUUCUCCCAAUUGUGUGUCUGUGGACCCUGUCAAUAACACAGUUGCAGUCACAAGAAAUAACGUAACACCACCUGAGCCACCUCGGAUUUAUGCUUACGAUGCUGUAUACGACAGUAACACCAGUCAGAUGGACAUAUACGUGCAAACCGCCAGCCCAAUUGUGGAGGAAGUGCUGCGCGGUUACAACGGCACUAUAUUCGCGUACGGACAGACCGGCACGGGCAAGACGUACACUAUGGCCGGCGCUAACUCAGCGCCAGAACUGCGCGGGAUCAUACCGAACUCAUUCGCGCACAUAUUCAGCCAUAUCGCGAAAGCUAACGACGACGAGAAGUUCCUGGUAUGCGUGACCUACUUGGAGAUUUACAACGAGGAGGUACGUGAUCUACUCGGCAACAACCCGCAUCAGAGCCUGGAGGUCAAGGAGCGGCCUGAUAUUGGCGUGUUUGUCAAAGAUCUUACGGGUUACGUGGUCCACAAUGCGGAUGAACUGGAGAAGAUAAUGGCGGUCGGUAACAAGAACAGGCAUAUCGGUGCGACGGCUAUGAACACGGAGAGUUCCAGGUCUCACGCGAUAUUCAGUAUCACCGUGGAGUCAAGUAAGCGAGGCAGCGACGGCAAGGUGCACGUCAAGAUGGGGAAACUGCACCUUGUGGAUUUGGCUGGCUCUGAACGUCAGAGCAAGACACAAGCCACUGGCACUCGUCUCAAAGAAGCGACCAAGAUUAACCAGUCCCUGUCGGUGCUGGGUAAUGUGAUAUCAGCUCUAGUUGACGGCAAAUCCACUCACAUACCGUACAGGAACUCGAAGCUCACGCGUCUGCUGCAAGACUCGCUCGGCGGCAACUCGAAGACCGUUAUGAUAGCAACAAUAGGUCCAGCUGAGACUAACUACGUGGAGACCAUAAGCACAUUGCGAUACGCUAAUCGAGCUAAAAAUAUAGAGAACAAAACUCACGUCAAUAACGAGCCCGGGGAUGCGUUACUCACUAGAUUCCAACAAGAGAUUGAUCAGCUUAAGAAACAACUAGAGGAUACUGCGAAUGAUAUAGAAGAAGACGAAGAAGAAUGCGAGAAGUCUGAAGAGGAGUUAUCAGAUGAUACCCUCACUGAACCGGAGAUGGACAACCUCGACCCUGAGGAGAAGAAGACUCGUAGGAAGAUGAGACGAGAGGAGAAGGAGAAAUUGAACCGUGAGAAGGCUCACCAGGCACGGAAAGUUCUAGAAGAGAAGAAAGCCGAGCUCCAGAGGACGAAGAAACAACAGGAAGAGCUCAAAGAAAAACUUCAACGUCUCGAAUCCAAAGUACUCGUGGGUGGGGAGAAUCUUCUAGAUAAAGCGGAUACACAGAGGAGACUGUUAGAACAAGCGGCCAGUGAAUUGGAACAGAGGCGCCUCAACGAGCUGAGGCUGCAGCAGGACUUGCAAAAGAAAGAGGCCGAACGUUUAGAUUUGGAGGAGCGUUACUCCAGCUUGCAAGAGGAGAACGCAGCGAAGACUAGGAAACUGAAACGCGCUGUACAACUGCUGAACUCAGCGAAGGCUGAACUGGCCGAUCAACAGAGGGAACAGCAGAGGGAGAUGGAGGGCAUCUUGGACAGCGUCAGGGCACUAAAGAGGGAGAUACAGCUGGCCGAUCUGGUCCUGGACUCUUAUAUACCUAAGGAGUAUCAGGCGUUGAUAGAACAGUACGUACACUGGAACGAACAGUUGGGUGAAUGGCAAGUCAGAUGUGUGGCGUACACCGGAAACAAUAUGGCGACCGUUCAGCACACGCCCCCACCAAAACACAUGGAGCCACCGGACUUAUCGAGUCGUUACUUAUCCUACGCGACUGUGAACAGUAGACCGGCAACCAGACUAGCGAGACCUCACACCGCCGUACCCAGACCACAGACCGGGAUCAGGCAGAGACAGUAGACCGAAUAUGACUACUAUACAGCCGGUUGCACAAACGUCUAUUAAAAAUGUGAUUAAUUUAAACAGACAUUACCCAUACAAAUUUGGCAUUCAUUAGCGCUUAAAGGCGUCACUAAAUCUUAAUGUACGUUUGUGUAAUUGACCAUUAGUCCGUUUCAUAUAGCAUGGGUACGGUGGCGUUUGUUAGCAGAUCCAUUUCACGCAAUUUGUAUUUCGAUAUAAUUUAAAACCAUCGUUAUAAACAAUAGUUUGACUGUGUAUAUAUUAGAUAUUUAUUUAAAUUUGCAUAUUAUAAUGCAAAUAAAAAAAUUUCAUAUAUUUUGCUUAAGAACUUUAUAUACACAUUUAUUAUUUCAAAUUUAAACGAGAUUUUUUGCCUUCAUAAAUAUCUGCAUAAGUCAAUAAGUUUGAAUGGAAACUUGCCUGUACUGGCUUGAAUUUCCCCUCCAGGCCCUCUAGCUACGCCACUAUGUAAUACUAACAUUUUUUUUAAACUAAUAAUGAUCUCAACAUUCUUCAUUACACUAGGGUAAACUACUGGUAAUUAUUUAUAAUAUAGGUAGAUUAGAUAUACACUAUUGCUCACAUAUAAUUAUUAAAAAUAAAUUAACAAUCUUCUUUCUGAUGCUAAGGUCUUAUCGCUAAAAGUAAUCUCUUAAAGAAGUAUAGAGAACAAACAAUCUGUUAUGAUCAAAUGAAAUAUAUAAUAAAAAGUAGCAUCUGCUACUAUGUAUUACACAUAUCUGUUUGUUACAAAUCAUACAACUAUCGCAUAUAGUUAUCGCAUUGCUUAUUAUAAUAUUAAUAAUACUUCAAAAACAGUAGUAGGCCAAUGCUAUGGUAACUUAUAUAUACUAGAAAUCAUUAAAAAAAAACAACAUAGACGCUAAACUUAUAGAAUAAUCAGUAACAAAGAAAUUUCAUUGACGUCUUAGUGUAAAAUCAAUUUAACUAUAACAUAACCUAACGUUACUGGUAGUUUAUUCUAUUGGUAAUUUAAGAAAAGAAACUUUAUGAUACUCUGAUGGUGAUACCAAGUGUCUGACUCGAUGUAUGUGGAAAUGAACCUUCGAGCACCGGUAGACUAACAAUUUCCAGUUAUAGAACGGCCGCCG